Messenger RNA from Scheffersomyces amazonensis, 1266 nucleotides. RefSeq lists its product as uncharacterized. NCBI's taxonomy places the organism in Eukaryota, Fungi, Ascomycota, Pichiomycetes, Serinales, Debaryomycetaceae. The transcript has a single exon. The coding region runs from base 1 to 1266 and encodes 421 amino acids. The record is from RefSeq and is a predicted model, not a curated record.
AUGCUGAGUUUUCGACCCUAUGGUGAAGAUGAUACUAGAAUAGUUAGUGACUUAUCACGUUUUGAUUUUGAACAAGUUACUAGGAAUAGGUCAAGGAAUACUACCCCAACAUCCUUAGAAGAAGAUAAAGAGAGUGAUAUUACUUUAGACUCAAUAAUGAAUUAUUAUGAUAGACCAGGAUCUACUAAACGAGCAUAUUAUCCACCCCAAUCACAAGUAGCACCUCAAAGGACACUUUUGGAGAUAGCUGAAGAAUAUCCUGACAUAAAUAAUCCCCGGACAAGACCAUCUCUACCUCCAAAGGAUGACAGACUAAUGCAAAGAUCCAAAUCAACCAAAUCUUUUGUACCUUAUCCUCCUUCAGUUUUUAUGAGUGUUCCAUAUGAAAGAGCAAAUUAUGCAAAUGAUUUACCACCAGAAGUCGAACCUAAAGAUUUCAUGAACUUAUCCAGAAGAGCAACCACAGAUAGAGAUGAGUUAAUACAGUCUACUGAAGUAGAUGAUAUUCGAAGUAUAGAUACCAAGAGAAAACAACUAGGAGAGGAUUUAGUUCAUAGAGUAAUGAAUCAUCCUUUAUAUACCUUCCCUGGGAGCGAGCUCGGAAUACCGAAAUAUCAACAUGAAGAUGUUUCUAUAACGGCAAAUGCAUUAUUAUACCUCCUUGAAAUGAUCUUUGAGAUUGUGGUUAUAGUUUUAGCUUCAGUAUUAUCAAAUUUAGAUCAUCGUGUAUCCGCAGGGAUUUAUAGAUACUUUAUAGCUGAUGGAAUAUUAUCAAUAAUUGUUUGUUUUAUGUUCAUGGCUAAUAUCAUUAAUUUUGAAAAGAGAAAUGGAAGUUUUUAUUGCCUGGUUGCAUUCCUAUUAAAAUUAGUUUCAUUCAUAAUGAUUAUAUCCUAUAUCAUACCAAAGAAAAACUGUGAAUUCCAAUAUAUUUGCAACUUGAGACAAGCAUGUUCUGCCUUCAUAAUAACUUCUACAUUCUCAUGGUUAAUAAACUUGAUAGUAUUUUUUACUACUUUAUACAUUUCUCGUCUAAAUUUACUUGAUGAUAUUAAUUUUGAUUUCAGUAAUAAAGGUAUAAGUAGAGAAUACAAUAAAAGAAAUUCCCAAGAAACAUUAAUCCAAGAAAAUAAGAAAGAAGAAGAACAAGAAAAAGAACAACUAAAGGAAUAUUAUCUUAAUGAAAAGGGUGAAAUGUAUGAACUCCAAUCAGAAGAAGAAAGAGAACAGCAUAAAAGUAAAAACAAGAUUUUGGUAUAUACGUUCUAG